Molecule: messenger RNA, 2685 nt
Organism: Puccinia triticina
Lineage: Eukaryota; Fungi; Basidiomycota; Pucciniomycetes; Pucciniales; Pucciniaceae
Exons: 20
Coding region: 1-2685 (894 amino acids)
Biological process (GO): proteolysis
Cellular component (GO): membrane; cell wall; cytosol
Molecular function (GO): serine-type endopeptidase activity; tripeptidyl-peptidase activity
Source: RefSeq, a predicted model, not a curated record
AUGCUGGGAUUAGAAUCACGCAGAUUCCCUUGGACUCUCCUGUGUACCACGGUUGCGCUUGCCAUCUUUCCUUGGAUUCAUUGUGAACGAGUCGGAGGAGUCGCGAGUUAUUCCUCCCGGUUUAUCAUCACCUUGUCGCCUGAGGAAGUACCGUCCUUGCAUCAUUUCGAGGCACAUCUUAAGGAUUUGAACAUAUCCUACAGAAUCCUUGAAGACUACACUACGCUAGUUCCCGAUGUAUUUUAUGGCGUAUCGUUAUACUUGGAUCGUUCGGAGGACGUCUCCCUGAUUCAAAACUCGUCGCGCGUAGAGAGACUGAAUGUCGUGAAAGACGUGUUUCCAUUGCAAACUUUCAGGACUCGGGUCCUGGACCGACCGCUUCUUGCGACGCCGGAGACCUAUCCCCCUCACGUCCAAACCAACAUUACAGAUCUUCAUCGUUUGGGUGUUCUUGGCCAAGGUAUCAAGGUUGCCAUCAUCGAUUCAGGAAUUGACUGUGCACACCCAGCCUUGGGAGGCGGCUUUGGCCCCGGAAAGCGAAUUUCGUUCGGGCUGGAUCUCGUUGGAGACAACUUCAAUGGGACGAAUGAUCCCGUCAGAGGUCACAAUCCAUGCACUAAAUGCGGUCUGCAUGGUACCCAUGUGGCUGGAAUCGUUGCUGCGCAAGACGUAGGGUACGGAUUCACGGGGGCGGCACCAAAAGCUGAAAUUGGCAUGUAUCGUAAGUUUACAUGCAAAAGCCAGACGAGAGACGACAUCAUUCUCGCAGCUUUGCUGAAUGCCUAUAAAGACGGAGCGGAUAUUAUUAAUUUAUCUCUUGGCGGAGCAGCUGGAUGGGGAGAAGGAGCGAUUUUGUACGAUGUCAUUAACACCCUUGUCCAGAAAAAGUCUGCGAUUAUUAUAGCUUCUGCUGGCAAUGAAGGAGCGGAGGGUGUUUUUAUGGCGGCCAAUCCCGCUUCAUCCAAAAAUGCUAUUUCUGUUGGCUCAGUCGAUGCUGCCUCAUUUGUGGCUCACUACUUCUGGACCUCGACUGGUCAACGUAUUCCUUAUCGCUCAGCCAUCCCUUUCCCAACGGGGAGCUUUCCCAUUUAUUUUACUUCGAACUCUACCCACACUCAAGACGAUGCUUGCAAACCAUUGCCAGAAUCUACACCUGAUCUAAGCAAAUAUAUCGUAAUAAUUCGCAGAGGAACUUGUUAUUUUGAGACCAAAGUUGAGCAAGCUAAAGCGAAGGGGGCGAAAACGAUUCUUUUCUACUGGGUUGGCUCCUACUUCCUGGGAUUGAUUCGAAAACAGUCAGGGCUUGCAAACUCAACUGUGGCCGUGAUUACGGCUGAGGCCGGAAAGUACUUGCUCGAAACAUCGCGCAAGAAUGGUGCCAUUAGAUUGAACUUCACGCAUUCCCCAUCUUUCUACGCGCCCUCACCAAACGGGGGAUUCAUGAGCAAUUUUUCGCAGUUUGGUCCCAGCUACGAUUUUCUUAGCCCCCAACCGGCCAUCUCGGGUGUGGGUGGUGAUGUGGUCUCAACAUACCCUGUUGAUGAAGGUGGCUACGCAGCUUCCAGUGGAACCUCGAUGGCAGCACCGCAGAUUGCCGGCAUUGCGGCAUUGAUUUUGAGCGCUAGAGGCAAAAACUUCAAUGGCCUCUCGAUACGGUCACGUUUAGCAUCCACCGCUCGUGUGGUUCGGACUGAUUAUGGAAAUGGAGUCCUCGAAAACGCAAUUCAUCAAGGGGGAGGACUGGUGAAUGCGUUUUGCGCAGUGUUUUCCAACACAUCCGUCUCAACAUCCUCUAUCGCUCUAAAUGAUUCAACAAAUAUGAAUUGCAGUCAAACUUUUACCCUGAUAAACGAGGGAACCCUACCUGUUACUUACCGAGCUGAACACCUACCUGCUGGUUCAAUCGCCACAUUUUCUCCCAAAUCAAAACACGGCCGGAUAGACUCGGGAAUACCAACCCAAUCUGCUAACUACGCAAGCGCUGUCAUUCAGCCCGAAACCUUUACUGUGAUGCCAGGACAGAAGCAAGUCAUCCGUACUAAGUUUACAGCACCCAGCGGUUUGAGUUCGGAGGAUUUAUACGUGUAUUCAGGUUACAUUUCUCUGAGUAGCGAUGUUCUGUGUGAAAGUCACACCGUCCCUUACUACGGAGUUUUAGGAUCAAUGAAAGACCAAAAGAUAAUCGACCGGGGUUCGAACGAGCAGAUCGAAAAAAGCGAUAACUCGAAAUACACUUUCCCUCAUUUUAUCUUUAGCGAUAAUAACAGAAGCUCUGCGGUAGAAAAACCACUGAUAUGGAACCUCAGGAAACAUAAUUAUACUACUUUACUUUUCAGAGCCAAUUUCGGAUCACGAUACAUGAGACUCGAUCUUGCCCCUCACAAUGCUGUACUAUCAAACUAUACCAACAGCACGAAUUCAGCUUGGAGGUCAACAUUCCGGGGAAUCAAUUUGUUGGGCUUGAUACCUACCAGUGAUUCAGAAUUGUUUUCUAGGUCUGGCAUGCACGAGGUCCAAGAGUUAGACUGGAAUGCUACUAUACUGGACAGCGAGUAUAGCAAACCCAAACGGAUACCGAGCGGGAAGUACAAGGUCUUGUUACGCGCCUUAAAAAUCACGGGCGACCUUACAAAUGAAGCAGACUUUGAAACGUGGCUAUCACCCUUGAUCCACCUGAGACAUUAA